Agrilus planipennis (emerald ash borer) is the source of this 5241-nucleotide messenger RNA. RefSeq names its product centrosomal protein of 290 kDa-like. The transcript has 17 exons. Bases 114 to 5138 code for a protein of 1674 amino acids. NCBI's taxonomy places the organism in Eukaryota, Metazoa, Arthropoda, Insecta, Coleoptera, Buprestidae. The record is from RefSeq and is a predicted model, not a curated record.
AAGUCAUAAUAAACUCGCUUUUAGUACACACAUACAUACAUUAUUACUGCAUUUAAUUGUAGUCUGAAACAGGUUUUAGUUUAUUUAUUGUGUUUAGCUACUGAAUAGAGAAAAUGGCUCUUGCCGAUAUUUUAACGAUUUCCGUUGAAACUCUUUCCGACGAAGAUAAAGAUGAAUUGUAUGGUUCUCUGUUGUGGCUAGAUUGCACUGAAGAAGACUUUAAUAAAAACGACGCUGUUGGUUUAAUCAAAAUAUAUCAAGAAGUUAUGAAGUUUAAAGGAGAACAGGUUGAAGCUUUAAUCGCGGAAUUAGAUGAGUUGGCCAUUAGACAAGGCGAAGAAGAAGCUAAUAAGGAAAAAAUAGAAGGCACAACGUUUCAAACAAAGCCGUCAGCAAGUUCUGAAGAGCAUGAAGAACUGGAAAAGCGAUACAAGGAAUUAAAACAUAAAUAUAAAUCAUUGCAAAGAAAAAAUGAAGAUCAAAGGGAUCAAAUCAAUAAGUUUGCAUUUUUCUCAGAAUCUCCCUAUUUGGAAAUCAAAUCGGAAUCUCUAGAAAGACUAUUGAAAGCAAUGGAUGUAAAACACGUGUCUGGUUGGUACCAUCCGGCCAUGAGAUUACAAGCGGAAGUGCACACUUUGAGAGGCGGAAAUACGGAACUUCGGGAUCAGUUGCGAUCAACGAGAUUAGAACUAUUGAAAUUAAGGUCUGGCAGAGGUGGGCAAGGAGAUGGGAAUUUUAGCGAGGAAUUAACGGAAAUUUAUUCGGCUGAGGACAUCGAUUUAUCUGAACACGUUUCAGGAAAAACGGAAAAACUCAUUUCUUAUUUAAAUAAAACGUUGGUUUCUCUCAUUAGGGAUUGUACAAGGAUCGAAAAUGUGAACUCGCAAUUGGUCGAAUCUAUGAACAAAUUCAAAAAAGAUUUUUCAAUAGUUGAUGCUCAAUUAAAAAUUUUAUAUGACCAGUACAUAUCGGAAAAAAGCGUGUCGGAAAAAGAGAAGAAUGAAUGGAAUAAUGAGCGAGAUCCCUUAAUGGAAAAAGUUGCCGUUUUGGAGGCCAAAUUGGACGAUUAUUCGACUCUAUCAGUGGGGGAAGUGGACAGAGACGAAAGGACAGUUGAAUUGGCAGAAAAACUGGUCGUUUUGAACCGAAAAUGCUUAUUUUUAGAAAACAAUGAUGAAAUCAAUCGAAAGCAAUUAAACAGGUUACAAAACGAGCUUCAACUAUCAGAAGAAAAUGCAUUAUUUAGAAUCAAAACAAUGACAUCCGAAAUAAAACUGUUAAAAAGCAAAUGUGACAUGUUAACAAAAGAAAGUGAAGCAAAAGUCGACAAUGCAACUUUUGUAACCACCAGAAACAAUUUAGACAAUUUAACAAUCAAAUACAGGAGCUCGUUAGAUGAACUGAAGAAGUUCAAAGAAGACCACAACAAUGCUCUUUCACUUUUGUCCAAAACUGUUGACGAGCUCAACAAUGAGAAAAGAGAACUUCAGCUGAAGUUGGUCGAUUCAUUAUCAAAAAUUACGGAAGAGGAAGUAGCACGUGGCGACAACGAUUUGAAGACUAUUUCCAAUAAAUUAGCUCAAUGUGAGGUAAAUGAAAUUAGUGAACGACAGAGAGCCAACCACAUGACGAAUUUGUACGAAGUAGUCAAAGAGCAACUGCAGAAAUUGGAAGAGCGUUUCAAAGAAAGCGAGAAAUACUCGAAGGAAUUGGUCGAAAGAAAUCAAACUCUCCAAAAGGACCUUAAAGACCUCGAGGACAAGAUCAUCGAUAACGCAUCUCUUCAGGACUUCAGCGAUAUACAACAGAAGUACUCCAGGACAAUUGAUAAAAUGGAAAAGUUAAUUCACGAUAACAAGAAGUUGACUGAUGAACUGUUGCUGAUGAAGGAGCAGAAUUCUGACCGUUAUGAGCAACAACGAAAGGACAUGGAAAUUUUGGAUCUAAAACAUCAACUGGUCGAUUUACAAUCGAUGAGUGAUGAAAAGGCGAUGCUUGCCCGUCUUAGUUCGGACGUUGUCCUUGCAAGGAUGGCUGAAAAUGAACAUAAGAAGAAACUGGAAGAAACUGAGAACGACUUGAAGGAAACGAAAGAGAAUUAUGACGAGUGUAGAAAAAUUUUGGCGGAACAAAAAGCAAAAGUUGAGGGCUUGGAUUACAUUUUAAAUAACAAAAUAAGACAAUUAGAGGAAGUGGUUUACAAAAAGCGUCAACAAUAUUUGGGCUGUGUUCCUCUAGUUUCUGAGGAACAAUUCGUUAGGCAUUUGUGUCAAGUUUUUAAAGAUCAGCAGGCUGCUUUUGAAAGCCUGCAAAACGCGAAGAAAAAAGAAAACGAUUGCAUGAUUGUGAAGAAACAAUUAGAACAAAAAAUGCUGCUUUUCGACGAACUUAACAAAAUGUUAACUGACGACAGGCCGAUUAUCGCAGAAAAAAUCAGAGACUGGUUCACAGAGAAAAACACAAUCAUUGCAAAUGAAAUCAAAAGUGGUGGGGACGCGAGGUUUAAAGAUGACCAACUGAAACUAGUCAAAAAGAGACUGAACACAUUGGAAGAGCAAUGUAUUAAGCUUGAAGAAGAACUAUUUUUUGAACACCAGAGGAAUAACAAAUCAACUGCUGCUACAGAUAAAGAAAACUCAGAAAUGGAGUUUAUCCAAAGCCAUCACACAUCGAGUUUAACAUCAGGAAAUCAUAAUGUGUCUUUGUCUGAUUCCCAAAACGGCCACAAUCCUUUAUCAGAGUUGAUUAAAGCCACAAAAACUUUGAAAAAAAACACCGAGACCCAAACGGUUUUAGAAAUAAGCUUAGACGGAAAUGGGAAGGACAAAAUAAUAGACGAUCUGCAGAACAGAAUCCUGAUCCUUGACAACGAGAUUACCCAAAAGGACAACGCGUUAUCGGAAAUGAGAUCGAAAACUGUCGAACUCGAAAUGACCCUAAACAUGUUCAGAACCCAAAUCGCAGACAAGCACAGCCAAAUUUCAUUUUAUGAAAAGCAUAUUGUCGAUUUGCAAAAUAAAAUCAGCAGCGUAACUAACGAGAUAAAGAAAAGUGAUUUGGAGCAGACCAAUGUACAGGAAAUACUCGCUUUGCAGGCUAAAAUAAAUGAUCUUGAAGACUCUCUUCGAAGAAAAGACGUAUCAUUCAACGAUCUGCAAGUUGUACUCAAAAAUGACAGAGAUGAGCACAGUUUGGCAGCGUUAAGAAUGCAACAAGAAGUGCAAAAGCUUCAAAAUGUUAUUGAGAAUCAACAGAAAGCCUAUGAAGAGCUUCAUCAGCGUAUGGUUUUAAAAGAGGAAACGAACAUGCACCAUCAGGAAAAACAGGUUGGAAAGAACGCCAUAGAGAACUACAUUUCCCAAGUUCAUCAACUUGAGAAGCACACAAAUGAACUUCACACGUCACUUUCUAGUUUAACGUCUCAGUUGCAAGCAAGCAGGGAAGAGUCGGUUAGAUGGAAAAGUUUAGCCAACGAACGGCUUCAAAAUAUGGAACAGUUGCAACAAAGUUUAGAAAGACAACAUCAAGAGGAAAUAAUGUCUUAUAAAAAAGAGAAUGAAAAAUGGAGAAAAGAGGUAUUGAAUCUCCAACAAGCAAUAAUGAAAUAUCGACUGGAAUUUAAGGAUCUUCAGCCCGAUAUUUUGAAUAAACUUAAAGAAAAGGAAGACAAAAUACACGAACUUACUUCGAUUAUAACGAAUUUAAAAUUUGAUCUCAGAAAGAAUGCGGAACGUAUUUCUCUUACACCAAAAUUGAGCGAUUUGGAGGCUAAAAAUCAACAAUUGUCAAAGGAAAUUGAUGCUCUGAAAAGGCAUUUGGAACAAACUAUGAAUAGAGAGAGAAAUGCUAGAGAAGAGAUAAGACAACUAAAAGAUCAACUGAUGAAACGUCCACUUUCAGUUAAAUCAGAUCGAAGUGACAGAGAACAAUACUUGCAGAAAAAAGUUAACGUAAUGGAGACCGAAAUACAGUCUCUCAAAGAAAAAUUAAACGAUCAAAUUUUGCAAAACGAAAGUCACAAAUUGUUGGUAGCCGAGGACUUUGAUAAAUGGAAAAAGCAAAAAUAUUGGCAACAGAAAGCGGAAAAGUUGAAAAAUAAACUAAAAGAGAAAGAAACUGAGUUGGAGAAACUUCAGCAAACUUGUUCCGGUUACCGAAUCCUAAUUGAGAGAUUUGAAAAAGAAAAGUAUGCGUUAGAGAGUAAGACGAAAAAUCUUCAGCACGGAACUAUUGUUGGUGAUUAUUUGAAAGUGGACGAGUUACGAAAGGAAAAUGCAAAAUUGAAGAACGACAUGGACAAUUUGAAAGCGAAACUUCAUAUGCAACAGCAUCAUUCAGGAGCUCUUGGGGCUGCCAUGAUGCAAGAAAAAUUGGAGGCACAAGAAAGGAAGAUUGCUGUCCUAGAAUUGACUUCUAAGGCACCGGCAGAUGUCAGAUCGGAAGUGGAACGUCUCCAAAGUAUAGUUUCAAAUUUACAAAAAGUCAAUUGUAGCCUUGAAGCUGAAAAUCUCGAAAAGAAGUUGGACUUGGAGAAGUAUGACAGAGAAGUACCGCAGUUCAAAGACCGAAUACAAUAUUUAGAAAAUUAUGUGGAAGUGUUAAAAGAAGAAAAUUCAAAACAAGCAGUUACAGGCGCUAGUGAUCAAAGUAACGAAACUGUAAAUACUAAAAAAAUUGCUGAGAUGGAAAGAACUAUUUUUGUGUUAAAAAGAGUUGUUGAAAAGUUACAGGUAGAAAAUAAACGUUUAAUGAGUAAAGACAAGACUUGUUCUGCUCGUGGAUUUUCGCUUGCUCCAGAAAAGUUGAAAUCAGAUCUUGUUCGUUUACGGGAUCAAGCGAUCGAAUCAACAAAAAAAAUAGCAAACUUGGAGAAAGACUUAGAAAUUGCUCGAGACAAAAUCAAACUGCUGGAGAACGGCGAAGAACUUUCGCAAAUUAAGUCUGAACUUAACCAAAAAAUUGCCCUUUUAGAUAAGGUGAAAGUCGUUCUUUGUCGAGCGGCUACUAAAGAAAAGGCCCUAAUGGAAGAAAUUUUGUUGUUAAAACAGGAAAAAACUUCUUUAUCUCCUAAUAGUGAAAAUGACAAUGGAGGAGGCAAAAUAGAUGGUAAUGAAGAUGUUGAAAAAUUACUUUCAUAAUAUAAUUCCACUUAUGUGUUAAAAGUACGAGAUUUUUUUUUAAAGUUUUACAAAAUAACGUGAGCUCUGUUUACGUCUAAUAUUUUUAUAUACAUACAUUAUG